AUGAACAGUCUUGUACGAAGGAGGAAUCGCGCAUCUGAAUACAGCCGUGCCAUGGUCAAUCGAGCAAAGCAAUGGAUGCCUCAUCGGAAGUUUUCUUGGCGUAGGCGUCAGUCAACAACAGCCGUUGCCGUUAGUACAGCUUGGUUCUCACUAUCGUUGCCAAUUACUUUGAAUAUCAAGUUUGAUGGUGGCACACUCAAGCCGUAUCAAGUGAAUUUGGUGUUGAUUGGCGUGUUGCUAUCGUUGUUACUAUUGUUCUUUGGAUGCUAUCAACUUGGGCGUGUUAUUGGACUCGUUGAAGUGGUGCUUUAUGGCUUGGAUGGAUGUAUUCGAGUACUGUUUCUUGCAGCAACAAAGAUGCUGAGACUAUGA
Messenger RNA from Lichtheimia ornata, 372 nucleotides. RefSeq lists its product as uncharacterized. Bases 1 to 372 code for a protein of 123 amino acids. Lineage: Eukaryota; Fungi; Mucoromycota; Mucoromycetes; Mucorales; Lichtheimiaceae. The transcript has a single exon. The record is from RefSeq and is a predicted model, not a curated record.